AUGGCGGGUAGCAACUGGGGAGCAGAGGGGGAAGGAAGAGACACAGGCGAUGGCGGCGACCGAGGCGACCACAGCAGUGGGAGCGAGCAUAGUGGGAAAAGUGAACAGUCUGGGGAAAACGUCACACGUGAAAGGGUUCAGCAGAAGGGCUCGGAAAAGCAAUCCGAAGGAAGGACCACAAACGAUGCCACAAACGAAGCUACAGACGAUGCCAGAAAGGAUUGUCCAAACGAUCCCCCAAAUGAUUCCCCAAACGAUGUGGAGAACUCGCACGGAAAAGAAGAACCAAAGGGGCAAGGCAGUAACCUAUGCACAAGCUCCCUAGAGGAGGAAAAGAAAGAACAAGAAAAAGACUUUAUUGAAAGUACGCGUGAUGAUUACCCCGUUGAUGAGAAGGCACCACUCGGUGUGCAGGGAGAAAGCCACAAAGAUGGAGGAAAAAGAAUAAAACCCAAGGGUUUUAAACCAAACGAUACGUAUAACGACGCAAAGAAGGGAGAAAUCAACUCGAGCAGAAACAGGAAAAUAACGAAAGAAAAUUUAAAAGUAGAUAUGCGGGACUUCUUUUUUACCUCACAGGAGAAGGAUGUGUACGAAUAUAUUCCAGACACGUCCAACUACACCAUAUGUCACAAUGAAGCAAAUAAAUUGUAUAAAGAUGUAGUCACCAUGAAUAAGCAUUUUCUUGACGAAAUAAAUGUUAACAUAUAUUCGUCUCCUCUGGAUACCUACUUGUCGAGCAUGGUAGCCGCCGUAAGGGAGGACUCAAAACGGGGCGAAGUAAAUCCUCUGUUUUGGGCGAACUCAAAGAGCGAAAAUAACAAUAACAAUGACGAUAAGAAUAACAAUAAGAAUGACAAUUUAUCAGAUGAAAAAAGGAAAAAAAAACAGAGCGAUAUCUUGGAUGAAAGUCCCCUGAACAAACCACUAUAUUCUUACGAGUUUUACAAAAAUAAAAUCUUUAAGCAUUAUCAUAGUAACGGUUUAGUCAUCGAAGUAGAUCCUGAAAAAUUAAAAUAUAACAACUCUACGCAGUAUGAAUAUGGUCAGAAUAGGUCCACUAAUUUAGACGACCCUCUGUCUUAUUUGCAAAAAUUAAAGUGCGAAGUGGAAGACCUAACUGCCUACAUUAACGAUUUAGCCAAUAGGAAGAGGGAAGAAUACGACCCGGAUAAGCCAUACGACAGAUUAAACGAAGAUGUAACAGAGCAUGAACAAAUUAUUAAGAAAAUUAUGCAUAACCGAGAGGCACCCGAAAUACUGCUGGAACUUUUUUCGCUAAAAAAUGACAUCGACGAUAUGAUAAAUGAUGACAAUUUGAGAAUACUGCUCAAGUCGGAAAAAGCGGAGAAAAUGGCGCCCCAGCAGGGGGUCACUAGUUCUCCUGAGGAUUGUAACAGAGAAGUGAUGAGAGCUAUGCUCGACCGGCUACAGAACUGGGAUGAUGUUCUCCCGAAAAAAGGAGACCCAACUGAUGAAAAGGAUAACAAAGACAUCCAAAAUGAAGUCCAAAAUGGCAUACAAAAGGGUAUCCAAAAGGACUUACGUGGGGAUUCUUUUCCAAAACAAGUGAACAUCUACACCCUACAAAAUGGGAAAGAAAAGGAAAUUCAAACUGCCCACCUACUAACGUUGGAAAGAAAAAUUGCAGAUAUUGAAAAGGCCUUGGGGGUCGAUAAAAUGGCCAUGCUUCCAUAUGAUGAUCUGAAUCAUGCCAUCCUAGAUUUAUACAAUAAACUAAGCCUUCUAGAUUCCAUGAAAUUAGAGAGUGUGAAAAAAAAAAUGCAAAAUCUGCAAUCCGAAUUUUUAAACUUAAGAAAAUUCAAAAAAGAACUUUUAAGCGUUUCCAAAGAUCGAGGAAAUUAUGAAGAGUCCAUUGAUGAACUUUUUAAAAUCUUAGACCUCUGGAAGAAGACUCACCAUAUGAUUCCAAACGUGUUGGCAAGGCUGCACCAACUGAAACGGGUUCAUGACAACGCGCAGUCCUUCUCUUCCAGGCUCGACGAUUUGGAAAAGCAGCAAAGCAAGCUAGAUGACACAAUCAGCCUCGCCGAGCAAAAUAUCAAACUGAUCAAUUCCAAGAUUGACCAAAAUGUGCAUUUCCUGCAGGAAACGUUUAGGAAGAUGGAAUUAUGA
Molecule: messenger RNA, 2136 nt
Organism: Plasmodium inui San Antonio 1
Lineage: Eukaryota; Apicomplexa; Aconoidasida; Haemosporida; Plasmodiidae
Exons: 2
Coding region: 1-2136 (711 amino acids)
Biological process (GO): mitotic spindle organization
Cellular component (GO): dynactin complex; cytoplasm
Source: RefSeq, a predicted model, not a curated record